AUGUCCCUCCCGAUCAGGAGCCGCACGACGACCAGCCUCUCGCUGGCCUGGUCGAGGCCCAGCAACGUGACCGGCACCUUCAUUGGCUACAGACUUGAGGUGACCAGCCUCUCCUUUCCCGACGCCGCGGCCGACUUUGUGCCCACCAACAGCUCGUACAACCUCUCGACAACCACCCUCGAGCACACGCUCACUGGCCUCCAGCAGUUCGGCCGCUACCGAAUCAAGCUGUACGCCAUCAACGCCAACUCACUUGGCUUCUUCGGAAGACCCGGCGCCUCGGCCAGCCUCGAUACCACCACUCUGCCCGGACGUGAGUCGACCAAUCGCCCCCCGACCCUAUCCCCCCCGUUCUACGCCGCCUGUCUGUCAGUAUGUCUGUCCGUUUGGAUGUCUGCG
Molecule: messenger RNA, 399 nt
Organism: Protopolystoma xenopodis
Lineage: Eukaryota; Metazoa; Platyhelminthes; Monogenea; Polystomatidea; Polystomatidae
Source: the annotation of a GenBank genome assembly